Hyalella azteca is the source of this 2176-nucleotide messenger RNA. RefSeq names its product solute carrier family 66 member 2. Gene Ontology annotation, cellular component: endosome; trans-Golgi network. Lineage: Eukaryota; Metazoa; Arthropoda; Malacostraca; Amphipoda; Hyalellidae. Bases 192 to 944 code for a protein of 250 amino acids. The transcript is spliced from 5 exons. The record is from RefSeq and is a predicted model, not a curated record. Gene Ontology annotation, biological process: phospholipid translocation; retrograde transport, endosome to Golgi.
UGAUAAUUUUCUUAUAAAAAUUUUCAGGUUGAUUCUAAAGUAACUACUAUAACAUCUCAUCAAUAGACUAUCAUGAUUAUAUACAGAUUUUUUUAACAUAGUUUUGUUUUGAGCCAGCCUUAACAAGCUGAUUUUACCAUCUACCCAAAACUAUUGAUAUGCAUUAAGAAGCAUUUCUGCCAGAACAGAAAAUGGAUCCUGGAGAGAACCCAGUAAUUUCUAAAAUGGGAAAUGAUUACAUUGAAGUUUUUAUGCAGGUUGGUCGCCAUGUAAUGGCACUUGUAAUGGUGUUCGGUGGAGUGGUUCCCUUCAUCCCUCAGUACAUGCAAAUCAAGAGAACUGAAUGCCAGGAGGGGUUCUCUCUCUAUGUCUGCUUAGUCCUCAUCAUUGCUAAUACUUUAAGAAUAAUAUUUUGGUUUGGACAUUGGUUUGAAAUUCCACUGCUGUUGCAGAGCAUUUUUAUGAAUGUGGCAAUGCUGUUCAUGAUUCACUGCUGUGUAACAUGCAGAAAUAAAUCACAAGUUUUACCAAAGAAAGAGAGAAUUUUUACAGAUUUUGACUUCAAAUACUUCUGGGAGUGGAGUGAUGUCCAAUCUUAUGUUGAAUUUGUGUUGACAUUUUCAACUUUAGGCUGCCUGAGCAUGUACAUGUUCUUGGACUCAUCACUCUUUGUGGAAACCAUAGGAUUUUUAGCGCUCAUGACAGAAGCGAUGUUGGCUCUACCUCAGUUUUAUAAGAAUAUAAAGAAUAGAAGCACCAGUGGAAUGAGCCGCAAGAUGGUGCUAAUGUGGCUAUCAGGAGACCUGUUCAAGACCUGCUACUUCUACAUCCGUGCAGCUCCUCUGCAAUUUUUCAUUUGUGGUGCCCUACAAGUGGUCAUAGACUUGGCCGUCAUUGCACAAUGCUUUAUAUACACAAACAAGAGCAAGGUCAUGAGCAAGUGACAACCAGCCCCUCAGGCUGUUCUAUAGAAUCAGCUCUUAUUGUUGCUUUAAUUUAGAUACUAAAAUAUUUUUUUAAUUUUACCCUAACUAUAGACUAAUUUAUUAUAUAAUGAUUCUCCAAAACAGCGUGUUUGACUUUUAUAUGUUAACAUUUAAAAUUGUUUGGAUAAAUUUCUUGGCAUCAACUGUCUGAUGUAAAAAAUGAUUCUGCUAUUUUGUAUAGCUUCUUUGUUACAAUUUUAUACAAGCUGCAUAGUUUUUUAUAACUCGACUUCCAUUCUGAUUGUAAUGUAUUUAUUUAUUAACUAUUAAUAUAAUUAAGUAAUUUUUGAACAAGGCAUUGUACAUAAGAUGAGAUGCUCAUCUCAAAGUUCUGUCUCAUUGCUGCCAGAAAUGAUGUGUGUGUGUGGUCAUUGUUGGCAGCAUUCUAGAAUGUGAAAAAUCCAAGAAUGGUCUCGAUAUUGUCUAAUUUAUUGUAUAUCUAUAUAUUAUUUAUCUACAUAUGGUAUCUAUACUUUGAAUUGCCUGGCUUAGCUUCAAUGAUGUCAUACAAACCAGAGAAUUUGUACAUAUUCACUUAAAUUUUGGGACAUUAUCUUUCUAUGUAGAUGGUUGAGGUUUUAAUUUCAUGAGGCGCUAGAGAACUCGCUGUGCUGCUAAUUGCUGUGGUUAACAAUUGAUUCACUCUGAGAAAGAUUUAUUAGCAGAAGUAUUGUGAUCAUUGUGCCACCAAUGGACAUUUUAAUUUUGGGAGCAGCGAAACUCGAAUGCAGAGAAAGAACUACUAGUCAGAUUUAGAGGAUAAGAUAUUAUGCGACAUCAGAUUUGAAUCUUUACUGCAGUACAAAGAUUAAAAACCUAAUUCAACAGAAGUUCUAACUAGCAAAAACGUGUCAGCAAGCAGACGACGUUGCACUCGUAUAAAACAUUGUGCCUUAUAACACCGUAGUCGAUAAGUAGAAGCACAAUGGCUCGCACAAUUGCAUCUCUAGAUUACAUAGAUAACAACUGUUGAAUAGUUUUCCCACGUGCAAUAUGCAGACAAAGUCCAUAAUUUGCUAUAAUUGUACUUGUUUAUAACAAAAUUUUCACGUUUUGCAUACUCAUAUGUACAAGUAUUCUUUACUCACUUAUUGCCGACUCCUCUAACAACAACAGAUAUAUUCGAGAUAGAUGCCACAGAUGUGCAUAUAAUGGUUGUGCUUAUAUAUAUAAUAUAAUAUAAAAUCAUU